Octopus sinensis (East Asian common octopus) is the source of this 1762-nucleotide messenger RNA. Its product is annotated as MRG/MORF4L-binding protein. Lineage: Eukaryota; Metazoa; Mollusca; Cephalopoda; Octopoda; Octopodidae. The record is from RefSeq and is a predicted model, not a curated record. The transcript is spliced from 5 exons. Gene Ontology annotation, biological process: regulation of transcription by RNA polymerase II. Gene Ontology annotation, cellular component: NuA4 histone acetyltransferase complex; nucleus. The coding region runs from base 68 to 691 and encodes 207 amino acids.
UCUCCUUCUGCCCCCUUCUCUCUUCCUCUCACUCUCCCUCAACACCGAAUCAACAACACAAGACAACAUGGCGGAGAACGUGGAUCCGCUCAACUGGAGUGUCGACAUGGAAGUCAGCUUGUUCCAUGCCAUGCGUGGACACAAACCAGUUGGAGUAAAUCGGUUCUUCCAGAUGAUUUGUAUUCAUGAAAAAUUGAACAAUGCUUCAAGCAAGAAGAUUCCUAUUAGUGAUGUAUGGAAACAUUUGGGAGAAAUGUAUGAUCUCAUGGCUUUGAACGAGUCCGAAAUAUUUCCUUUCCCUAAUCGUAUCUGUGAUUUUGAAUUGAAUGGCAAUGAGUAUGGCAACCUUCUGUCUGGAGAAUUUCCUCGUUACAAACCUGGUGCUUUCAGCUCUCUGGACGAGAAUAACAUGAGUGAAGCAAGUAAAUUAUUGAGCGCAGCUGAUAUAAAGACCGAAGAAAAAGGUUUGCAUAAAAUUCAGCUUAAAGACAUUUCCAGUUCUUUAUCGAAUACAAGCAAUUCUGGCAGUACAUCGUACUCCUCCUCCUCUUCCUCCUCAACUUCUCUGGUCUCCACCCUUUCUUCAAACACAAGUGAAAGCUCGAAGCGGAAACGUACACGACAGGGACAAACUCCUGGAGCGGAUGGAGCUCCCAACAAACGUGCUAGAACAAACAAGACACACAGUUAACAUGAUAGAAAAAGAAGCACACUGCUCUGCUCUUUAAGUGUUGUUAACAGCGACUGGCAGGAAAUGCUGACCACCCCUACUACUACUACUACCAAUGAUCAUAUCUCAUUGUGGGCUUACUACUACUACUACUACCAAUGAGCAUAUCUCAAUGUUGGCUUACUACUACUACUACUACCACCUACAUACAUACAUACCUGGUGCCUGCUUCUCAGUGUGGACACAGGUGUCUUUGGAAUCAGCUAAAUACUGUUGCUUCUGGACUAGGUUAACUAGAAGUAAGGUAUAUUGAGAGUGUACUCUGUCUUAUUGGUCGGUCGUCAGUUAAUGAAAUAAAUGCAUUUAAAAGGAAAAAAAAAUAAUAAAUGGAAAGGUAAAAAAUCCUGAAAUCUGAACAUUGUGAAUUGGUAGUUACAACAUUCAUGGUUCUAUAAAACCUCAAUGUCCGAAGAGUAUGGACAUUGUUUUCUCACCAAACAGACUUAAUGAAUGAAAGCUUUUUUAAUCAAAAGCUUCACCUAAAUUACUUACCAAGAGAAACUCAGUUUUUAUACCGUCAUCAAUACGUUUAGGUAUCAUUCUAUAUAAAAUUAAUAAAUCAAAAUUAUAUAUAUAUAUAUAAUUGGAUGAUGUUUCUAAAAGUCAACUGAACAAACCAAUUAUCUCCCCUUAUUUUUGUUCGUGAAUUGAAAACUAUUUGUGACAGACUGAAAAGAAUCAUUUCUUGUUUGUAAUUUGGAUACUGUUUGUAAAAGACGUUUAAAUAAACCAAGCAUUUCCCAUUAUUCAUGGUUGUUGAAACAAAAAAAAAAAAGAGAGAGAGAGAAAAUUAUCAUUUCCCUUCAUUUUUGUCUGUAAAAGACACCCAAACAAUUAUUUUUGCUUGUAAAAAGCGCCUACACACACACAUGAAUUACUUCCCCAUUAUUUUCUUUGUAACUUUGUAUGCCCCACCAAAUCCAGUUAUCCAAUAAACUAAUUAUUGUCUCUGUAUAUCUGUUUGUACCUUCUUUUUGUGUAUGUGUCUAUGUGAAUUCACUUAUUUUUGUUCUGACAAUAAAAUGAAAUUAA